This is a messenger RNA of Arachis ipaensis, 639 nucleotides long. The record is from RefSeq and is a predicted model, not a curated record. NCBI's taxonomy places the organism in Eukaryota, Viridiplantae, Streptophyta, Magnoliopsida, Fabales, Fabaceae.
AUGGCAAAUGUUGAUACACCUACAGAUGCACUAACAACUAGACAGAAUAGUGCCCAAAAAAUUAGAUUGUGCAGGACCGAACACAUGUUUUUGGCUUCAGACGAGAGCAUAAAAGCUGUGAGGUUGAUGAUAGUAGCCAUUACACCAAAACAGAAAAAAGUUGCAAUUGACCUGUUGCUACCUUAUCAGAGAUCAGAUUUUGAGGGGAUCUUCCACGCAAUGGACGGUCUCCCGGUGACAAUCCAAUUGUUGGAUCCUCCACUUCAUGAGUUUAUUCCCGAGGGUGAGUUACAUCAUAUUGUCAGGGAGCUAACUUCGGAGACAGGAAUCAAUGAAGAAGAAAUCUUCUCUAGAAUUGAAAAACUAUCAAAAGUGUAUCCCAUGCUUGGUUGCCGAGGCUGCAGGCUAGGAAUAUCAUACCUGAAACUAACUGAGAUGCAGGUUCGUGCAAUCUUUGAGAUUGCAGUUUUAGUCAGUAACCAUGGCAUUAAAGGUCAGUCAGAAACAAUGGUUCCACUUGUCAGUACACCUCAGGAGUUGAAGUAUCAAGAAAAUGGUAAAGUUCAAGGAGAGAGGCAAAGGAAGCAGCUCAAGAAAACUGAAGAAAGAUCUCAGCAAGGUGACAUGCUACAACUGUAA